AUGCAUAUCAUUGAUGAAAUCCGUGCGAAUAAAGGUGUCGUUUCAAUCAUAUCGAAAACAAGCAUUUUUGCACUUUGCUUGAUGCCUUUUCUGAGCUUUGUCGAUCUGACCCCUGAUUCGACACUUUCGAAGAUUUUACACCUGACAAAAAUUUACAACUUUGUCAUUGAUUUCUUGCUCUCUCGCAGCUUGACGAUCGUUACCGGCAAACAGUUACCUUCCUGCAGACCCUUUGCGACAUCUCUCGAAACCUCG
Mesorhabditis belari is the source of this 255-nucleotide messenger RNA. NCBI's taxonomy places the organism in Eukaryota, Metazoa, Nematoda, Chromadorea, Rhabditida, Rhabditidae. The record is from the annotation of a GenBank genome assembly.